This is a messenger RNA of Ascochyta rabiei, 639 nucleotides long. RefSeq lists its product as uncharacterized. The transcript has a single exon. NCBI's taxonomy places the organism in Eukaryota, Fungi, Ascomycota, Dothideomycetes, Pleosporales, Didymellaceae. The coding region runs from base 1 to 639 and encodes 212 amino acids. The record is from RefSeq and is a predicted model, not a curated record.
AUGAUACUCUCCUACUCCCCACGACCCGUACCGGACUCAGUCCCCACAGCCCAUCUGCCCUGCUAUCCCUCCUCCAAGAACUCACCCGCGACAUCCGGCGUCACCAAUCUGCAGGAGAAGAAGCAGAAAGAGAAGGAGAGGAAUCCCCAGCGUGCGAAUGGCAGAAAGAAGAGAAACGGGGGAGACGUGACAAGGACGAUGAAGACCAGCAGGAGCAAACAAGUCGACAGGGUGAAGAAACUCGUUUCAACGCCGCCACAGACAACGCCAGCGACGGUGCAUCUCCACGCGGAACCCCGCGCUGUCAUACCAGCGGAUCUAAAGGCGAUGGGUGAGAGUAAGAGCAUAGCUAAAGACGACUGUAAAAGCACAGCAGCACCACAACAAGCAGAUCCGUUCAAUCCGUGCGCAACCCUCGGCCUCCCGCCCAGCGCCCCGCUAGUGACGAUUAAAAUAGCUGCGCAUCUCAUGGCGCUGAGAUACCACUCGGACAAACAGAAUGGCAAGACAGCGGCGGAUAAGGAGAGGGCGAAUACGCGUAUGUGGGAGAUGAAGCGGGCGCGGGGGGUGUUGUUGAAUGUGUGGAAGGCGGCGUGGGAUGAGAUGGGGAAGGAGAUGGGAGAUGAGGAGGCGGAGUAG